AUGGCCCCUGUCCCCCGACCUGGACCGCUGUCGCCGAGUUCUCGGGGGAAGACGAACGCUGCGGGUGAGGAGUGCUCACUGAGUGGCAGCUGCGGACCCGAAGCCUGCACACGUCGGCGAGACGAUCGCGUUGCAAAACCGGGACUCUCCGUUUCUUGUCGCUGGUCUGUUUCCACUAGUCCUGGAUCAGCGAGCAAAGUCAUAGAGGUGGUCGGAGACCGCGCUCAGGCCACCGUGUUGACGAAAGAGUCUCGAAGCGUACUCGGAGGCAGCCCGAGUAGUGGACGGCUCUUGCCGUGCCUCGGCUCCGGCAACGGGGUGCCAGGCCAGAGCACGGCGCUGCCGAAAGGCGCUCCUGCUCGUGGCGCUGGGCGCGAACACCUGGAGCAAUCUUUCCUUGACUUUGGGCAGCGGAACGGUGCGGGACCGGUGACUUGCCCCGAGUGCGGAUGUACAUAUGUGGUAGGUGUUGCCGCAGACGAACGCGCGCAUACCAGCGAACAUCAACUGUUCCUUUAUGGGGUUCCAGUGACGCACCCUCGCUUCCUCGACGCUGCGGUCGAUUUGGGCAAAGCCCCUGAGCAGCAGUGGCCCGCGUUUGAGCGCAUCCCGGGAUGGAUUGUGCACGUCAGUACGAGCAGAGGCAGAGCAAGCGCUGCGCAACACCAAAACAGAUCAGGAAAUAUCCUGCACGUCCAACAGCCAUGGUUUAAGACGCUCUGGAGAUUGGCCUGUAAGGAUUGGAGUGCUCAUGCGGAAGCAUCGGAGCCUACGAUACCUUUUGGUACGGAGCUUUCAGAAGCGGUUCCACCAAUCUGGAUCUUUGUCUAUAUUGGCAGACAGCGCCGCAAUGCCAUCGGACUUGUCGUCGCGCGUGCCCUGACGCUACGGGAGCCAUUAGACCAUGUGCGGCAGGAGGCACCCUGGUGUGGACUCGAGCGUGUCUGGGUCCACACUGCAUAUCGUCGAUGCGGGGUGGCAACCGCUCUCGCGGACACAGCACGAGCACAUGUCUGGGCUGCAACAGUGGUUCCGCGCCAUCGCUGCGCGUUCACGGAACUGACUACCGCCGGUGAUGCAUUUGCAGCUGGGUACGUCGGUGGUCGGGAUCGAAUUCGGUUGUACAAACCUACAAAGCACAUAUAG
This is a messenger RNA of Cyanidioschyzon merolae strain 10D, 1146 nucleotides long. RefSeq lists its product as hypothetical. The record is from RefSeq and is a predicted model, not a curated record. Bases 1 to 1146 code for a protein of 381 amino acids. Lineage: Eukaryota; Rhodophyta; Bangiophyceae; Cyanidiales; Cyanidiaceae. The transcript has a single exon. Gene Ontology annotation, molecular function: protein-lysine-acetyltransferase activity. Gene Ontology annotation, cellular component: nucleus; chromatin. Gene Ontology annotation, biological process: mitotic sister chromatid cohesion.